CAUUCAAUUGCCCACUCCCCUUCUCCCCACCCCAGCUCUCCAUCCCUUCUCCGUCCUUCUUAACUGCCCAUUCACCUGCAGUUGCAGACCUCGUCAGGGACCCGCAACGCAUGACCAUACUUACUCGCUCGCAGACAGCGGCGAUGGAUCAGAAAGCAGGCGAGUCUGACGAGGCCUACGAGGCACGGUUGGCUGCUAUCAUAGCCAAAAGCAAGCAACGGGCAGAAGCAGCGGCAGCAGCACGGAAGAAGAGAGAGGCAGAGGCAGAGAGACUGCGUCUUCUGGCCGAAGAACAGCGACAGAAGCACGCGGCAGCAGCAGCCAAGGCCGCUGAUGAAGAACGUGUGCGGCGACGCGAGGUUAUAUUCAGGGAGGAGAAUGCAUUACAUGCACAGGCCAAGGACUGGCAGAGGGAGGCCGAGAACGGAGAAUCCGUUGACUACGGGAUCAGAGUAGCUCAGCUGCUCAACCGCGUCACAGACCUCCUCGCUACUUGUAUCGCGCAGCAGGAGGACAUCCACUCUCUCGACCACACCAACAAGGCGUUACAACAGUCGAUGGACCAGMUGCUCAAGSGCAUACAACAGCURGAGCAGCAGGUCGCUACUGCCAGCGCYGRCCCCUCSGACCUCACYGAUCGCGUCAAUGUCUUGGAGAUAGACGUGGGAACWCUUAAGACUSGGGCACARCAGCUGSAACAGCAGGUUUYCGCAGCGGCCGGCCCUAGCGCAACRACRMGCGAAACURUUGCCAAGUUCGAUGGGCUCCCGAUCUUCUGUGAMGCAUCGAAGACCGACCCCWUCCAAUGGUGGCGCCAGUUUGAACUCAAGCUGGAUAYCCACCACGUCAUCGAYGCAAAUCGGCAUGCAUAUUUGUACUCCCGCUCGGGAGGCGCGUGUCAGGCAUGGUUGGACAACAUGCUGUCCGCACAUGCAUGUACAGUCACCGAGUUACACAAGUACAUCACCUGGGCGGAUCUCACAGCGGCAUGGAAGAAGCGUUUCCAAGUAGAACUGCCCGAGCACCAGGCGAUGGACAAGCUGCUGACAUUUUUGCAGAACAGCAUGCGAAGUGGAGAUUGGAUAUCCGAGUUCCAACGACUUGCAAGCACGCCCAAGUUGCCGAUGAAUUUCGACGGCAUCAAGCUUUACUUCAUAAAGAGGUCGUGCCCAGCGUUGCAGAAUGCGUUAACUCAAGUCGCCGAGAACCUCAACACAAGUGAGGAACUCUUCAACAAAGCCGCGCAGAUCAUUGCAACGAAUUUGGGAGCCAGGAAUACGGGCCACUUGACGACUGUCGGCCAGGGCGUGAAUCAGCAUCGGCCGAAAGUGGCCGUGGUCCCAGCAGCAACGCGUAGCGACCCUUCAAUUAUAAACGAGGCUGUUUCGUCUGACGAGGGAAACAUACUCGCAGCUUCCCAGAAUGGUGGCCGCCCCUCCCAAGGACGAGGACGCGGCAAGACGAAGACGAACACCACUACUUCUUCUGGGUCCGGGCAAGCAGCUCAAGAGCAAGGACCUUGGACAGCGUACGGGCUUACGGAGCGCGAGUACCGUGUCAGCACCAAGUACCGCUAUUGUUUGUGGUGCAACAGCUCAGCAUAUGAGACAGCGGGCUGUCCCACGAAGGCCAAGGGUAUCGCCCAGUCGGGAAAGUGAGCACCGUCGAGAGUGACGCGACGACACUCUCGACGCCUACGGAACCA
Chara braunii is the source of this 1705-nucleotide messenger RNA. The record is from the annotation of a GenBank genome assembly. Lineage: Eukaryota; Viridiplantae; Streptophyta; Charophyceae; Charales; Characeae.